GUGACUUCCCAUUUCAGCCAUCCCAGCCCGUGCCUCUCUGUCUCUCUCUUCAAGAGCGUCUCCAGCCACAAUGCAAACCUCCAAGCAACAAAAGACCUACUCGGUGCGCACCUCCACCUCAGGCAGAGGCCCCGUCACGGGCUAUGCCUACAAGGCCCACAGCAUCCACGGCGGGGGCGGCAGGUCCUGCAUCGACCUCUCAUCCGUCGAUCGCAAAGGGCUGGGAUCCGGAAUGGGAAUGGGCCAAGGAGCCGGGGGCUUCUCCGGCAGCAUCCAGGUGAGCGGCGGCGGCGGCGGCGGCAACACCUGCAUCACGGGCAACGAGAAGUUCGCCAUGCAGAACCUCAACGACCGCCUGUCCAACUACCUGGACACGGUCAGGAGCCUGGAGCAGGCCAACCAGAAUCUGGAGAUUAAGAUCAAGGAGGCCGUGGCCAAGAGCGGACCCGACUUCAGAGACUACAGCAAGUACCAGGCCAUCCUCGAUGACCUGAGGAGGAAGGUGUUCGAUGCCACCAUGGACAACGCCCGCCUGAUCCUCAACAUUGACAACGCUCGCCUGGCGGCCGAUGACUUCAGAGUCAAAUUUGAGUCCGAGCUGGCCAUCCGCCAAUCCGUGGAGGCCGAUAUCGUUGGUCUGAGGAAGGUGAUCGAUGACACCAACAUGAGCCGUAUGAACCUCGAGAGCGAAAUCGAAACCCUGAAGGAGGAGCUGAUUCAUCUCAAGAAGAACCACGAUAAUGAAGUAUUGAUGCUUCGUAACCAGAUCGCCCAGUCAGGAGUCCACGUAGAUGUGGAUGCUCCUAAAGGACAGGACCUCGCUCAGAUCAUGGCGGAGAUAAGGGCCAAGUAUGAGAAGAUGGCACUGAAGAACCAGGAGGAGCUAAAAGCAUGGCAUGAAUCUCAGAUGACAGAAGUGCAGACCGAGGUCAGCGUUAACACAGAGGCCCUGAAAAGUUCCCAGACAGAGUUGAACGACCUGCGCAGACAGUUUCAAACCCUGGAGAUCGAGCUGGAGUCCCAGAGGAGCUUGAAAUCAUCCCUGGAAGGCACGCUGAGGGACACAGAGAUGCGCUACAACAUGGAAGUCGAGUCCUUGAACUCCGUCAUCCUGAGCCUGGAGGCUGAACUCACGCAGCUUCGUAACAGCAUCCAACUGCAGACCCAGGACUACGAAUCUCUGCUCAACCUAAAGAUGAAGCUGGAGGCUGAGAUCGCCACCUACAGAAGGCUGCUGGACGGCGGAGACUUCAAGCUCCAGGAUGCUCUUGAGGACCAGAAAACAGUGAAGACCAAGGUGAUGACGGUGACACAGACCCUUGUGGACGGCAAGGUGGUCUCCUCCUCCACAGAGACCAAAAACCUUUGAAGACCAGAAACCGCAACCUUCGCAGCAACCAUAGCAAAAAAAAUCUAGUUCGGUAAAAAGCUGAUCUUUUGCUCCAAUUGACUUGCGGCUUUUUAGUAAAACAGCAACUAACCAUUAGACUCUAAAACCCCGCGCAGUGAUUUGCUUGACUGCUUAAUUAAACGACUCCUCCGCAGGCUGACUGUAUGCAAAACUGGACCAGAAGAAAACUAACAUGAUCUUUUUUAUUUAUUUCAUCAAAGACGUUCUGCUAUUUAUGUUUGCGUGCUGGCCUGCAGAUGUCUGCUAACCUUCAAAGGCCAGCUGAUGGAUGUUUUUAGAAAAUUUCAAUGCAAUACAAGAGCCAUUUUACUGUAAACCGUCACUUGUCGCUUGUUGUGACAUCCUCAGUUUUCUUUCUGUCCAGUUAUGUCUGUCUCUCUGUCCAACUGUGAGGUUCUGACAUAUCAAUAAAGUUCAUUCCAGGA
Messenger RNA from Nerophis lumbriciformis (worm pipefish), 1836 nucleotides. RefSeq names its product keratin, type I cytoskeletal 18-like. NCBI's taxonomy places the organism in Eukaryota, Metazoa, Chordata, Actinopteri, Syngnathiformes, Syngnathidae. Gene Ontology annotation, molecular function: structural molecule activity. Gene Ontology annotation, biological process: intermediate filament cytoskeleton organization. The record is from RefSeq and is a predicted model, not a curated record. Gene Ontology annotation, cellular component: keratin filament; cytoskeleton.